Molecule: messenger RNA, 1392 nt
Organism: Acomys russatus (golden spiny mouse)
Lineage: Eukaryota; Metazoa; Chordata; Mammalia; Rodentia; Muridae
Product: tetratricopeptide repeat protein 28-like
Exons: 5
Coding region: 1-1392 (463 amino acids)
Molecular function (GO): Hsp90 protein binding
Source: RefSeq, a predicted model, not a curated record
AUGCAGGAGAUUCGGUCCUCACUGGUCAAGGGAGAGCUCGGGCCGACGGGGCCUUGCGCGCCUGCACGCUCUGUGUCGCCGACACGGGCUCCGCGUAGUGCCCUCCGGGUGGUCCGCAGUGCGGCGGGCGGCGGCGCGGAGCCGGGAACAGCGGCCCGGCCGGUUUCGGGAGGGCGCGGGGCCGGGGACGCGCUUGCGCGGUGGGUGCGAGCUGGCCCGGUGCGCGCGCGCGCGUGCGCGGACGGAGAGGGCGGGGGCGCGCGGCAGGCACGGCAGGAACAUGGCGCGCGGGAGCGGCGCGCGCGCCUAGCUGGCGGGACCGUUAGCUCUAGGCAGACGCCGCCGCCGCCGCCGGGCCCCGCGGGGAUGGAACAGCCGCUGCCUCUGGCGCCCGAGCCGGCCUCGGCGCGGAGCCGCAGGCGGCGGGAGCCCGAGUCUCCGCCGGCGCCGAUUCCUCUCUUUGGUGCUAAGACUAUUGUCCAGAGAAGUCCUGAUGAACCAACACUGAGCAAAGCUGAAUUUGUUGAGAAAGUUCGUCAGAGUAACCAGGCCUGUCACGAUGGAGACUUCCACACAGCUAUCGCUCUGUAUAACGAAGCCCUGGCCGUUGACCCUCAGAACUGCAUUUUAUACAGCAAUAGAUCUGCAGCCCACAUGAAGACCCAGCAGUACCAAAGGGCACUGGACGAUGCAAUCCAAGCCCGGCUCCUCAACCCCAAAUGGCCAAAGGCAUACUUCCGACAGGGUGUUGCCCUCCAGUACCUUGGACGCCACGCAGAUGCCCUGGCCGCCUUUGCAUCUGGGCUGGCUCAAGACCCCAAAAGCCUACAGCUCCUCGUGGGGAUGGUGGAAGCUGCCAUGAAGUCUCCCAUGAGAGACACCCUGGAGCCCACUUACCAGCAGCUUCAGAAAAUGAAACUGGACAAGAGUCCCUUUGUGGUCGUGUCUGUGGUUGGGCAGGAGCUGCUGACAGCCGGCCACCACGGGGCCUCCGUGGUCGUCCUGGAAGCUGCUCUGAAGAUCGGCACUUGCAGCCUCAAACUGCGAGGCUCCGUCUUCUCAGCCUUGAGCAGUGCACACUGGUCUCUUGGGAACACAGAGAAGAGCACUGGGUACAUGCAGCAAGACUUGGAUGUAGCCAAGACCUUAGGUGACCAGACAGGAGAGUGCCGAGCUCAUGGGAACCUCGGCUCUGCGUUCUUUUCCAAAGGGAAUUACCGAGAGGCUCUGACUAACCACAGGCAUCAGCUGGUGCUCGCCAUGAAACUCAAGGACCGCGAGGUAGGAGCCUCCCUGUGGAGCGCACUCCCGCCCUCAGAAACACGGAGCCCCCACCUCUGCAGGGAGUGUUGGGGGCCCUACCGUCUUCAGAAGUUGAUAAUCAUUUAUUGA